Molecule: messenger RNA, 492 nt
Organism: Stomoxys calcitrans (stable fly)
Lineage: Eukaryota; Metazoa; Arthropoda; Insecta; Diptera; Muscidae
Product: keratin-associated protein 6-2-like
Exons: 2
Coding region: 131-436 (101 amino acids)
Source: RefSeq, a predicted model, not a curated record
UAUGGUGUUGACGUAACAUAAUCCCAACCAGGGGGCGAAUCAUUUUCGAAAUUCAUAUAAAAAGAUGUGUGAAAUCCAAUUAAAACAUAUAGUUUGAUUCUAUUCACAACUAAUCGCACCAACAUUCAAAAUGAACAAAGCCAUCAUUUUCGCCGUCCUCGCCCUCGUUGCCGUCGCUGUCGCUGAACCCAAGGCCAAGCCCAGCUACAACAACAACUACGGCAGCUACGACCACUACGCCCCAGCUUCUUCCGCUUCCGCUGCUGCCGCCGCUGCCGCUUCCGUCACCCACCCCAGAUCUUAUGCCUACGAUGUCCCCUCUUACUCCGUCGGUUACGGUUAUGAUGCUGGUUACGGUCAUGGUUAUGGUGCUAACUACGGUACCGGUUACGGUGCUGGUUACGGCCAAAACUACGGCCACAACUACGGUUACUAAACAGUGAUUUGGUGCUACCGAAAAGAAAAGGCUUUGACACAAUAAAUCAUGAUGAA